Molecule: messenger RNA, 2397 nt
Organism: Helianthus annuus (common sunflower)
Lineage: Eukaryota; Viridiplantae; Streptophyta; Magnoliopsida; Asterales; Asteraceae
Product: protein S-acyltransferase 21
Exons: 10
Coding region: 300-2219 (639 amino acids)
Biological process (GO): protein targeting to membrane; peptidyl-L-cysteine S-palmitoylation
Cellular component (GO): endoplasmic reticulum; Golgi apparatus
Molecular function (GO): protein-cysteine S-palmitoyltransferase activity
Source: RefSeq, a predicted model, not a curated record
UGCACACCUUCACAAACUUUUUUUUUUUUAACAACUAUACGAUCCUAAUUCCCCCAAAUUGAAUUGAUCUUCUUCCAGACACAGACGAAACCCUAAAACUUGACCAAUCAAGCAGUCGGGUCGGAUUAUUUUGCGGGUUUAACAUCUGGGUCAAGAUCAAGUCUUCUACUUAGAGAUUCACGGACACAUAGUGGUGGUUUUAGUGUGUUAAUUUUUGUGGGUUUUGUUGGAAUUGAAAUUGUAUGGUUGAGUUGACUGUGAAUGGUGUUUGAUUUGGGUUUUGACUUUUGUUUUUGAUCAUGGCUAGGCGCCAUGGAUGGGAGCUUCCUGCUCAUACUUUUCAGGUUGUGGCUAUUACUGUUUUCUUCUUGUUGUCUGUUGCCUUCUAUGCAUUUUUCUCCCCGUUUCUUGGGAAGGAAAUCUACGAACACGUGGCCAUCGGUGUUUAUUCAUUCUUGGCUCUCAGUGUAUUUGUUCUAUAUGUAAGAUGCACAGCUAUCGACCCUGCGGAUCCCGGGAUUUUGAUCGAACCCGGAAGGGUAUCACCAAAUCGAUCCCGUAACGGUUCAGAAGUUCCCGGAAAUGCAUCAUCUGUUAGCAAGUCAGGGUUUAGAAAUGAAGGGGUAUAUACCAGUAGUUCGGGGGGUUGUUGUUCGAAAGUUGGUGGGGUCCUUUGUGGUUGCAUUGUGAAAGAAGAUUGCAGAAACGAUGAAGAAAUGCAACAAGGAGGAGAAGAAGAGGCCUUAUUCUGCACAUUGUGCAAUGCAGAGGUUCGCAAGUUUAGCAAACACUGCAGGAGUUGUGAUAAAUGUGUUGACGGCUUCGAUCAUCAUUGUCGGUGGUUGAACAAUUGUGUGGGGAGGAAAAAUUACUUUACAUUUGUGUGCUUAAUGGCAGUGGGCCUACUUUGGCUCGCUUUUGAAUUUGGGGUUGGUGUUGCGGUUCUUGUUCGAUGUUUUGUUAACAAACACGCUACAGAAGAUCAGAUUUCUGAUCGACUUGGAGAUGGAUUUAGUCGGGCCCCUUUUGCAACUGUUGUGGCUAUAUGUACGGUUGUUUCCUUUCUAGCCACCAUUCCACUAGGAGAACUUUUCUUUUUCCACAUAAUCCUAAUUCGCAAGGGUAUCACAACAUAUGAAUACGUUGUUGCCAUGAGGACACAAAGCGAACCCCCGGGACCAUCAAUUGACGGAAUGGAUCAACAAAGCUUGCAAUCUUCUCCAACCAGUUCAGCUGUCACCGCCAUGAGCGGCAGAAGCUCCCUCGGUUUAGGUUUGGGCUUAAAUUAUAAAGGCUCUUGGUGCACCCCUCCACGAAUAUUUAUGGACCAUCAGGAUGAAGUCAUAGCUCAUCUGGAGCCUGGACGGCUUCCGUCAACGGUUGAUCCAGAUGCGGUCCAGCCACCCGAUAAGGGUAAACGACCACCUAAUCGUCCAGUUCGAAUCAGUGCUUGGAAGCUUGCGAAACUGGAUUCAACUGAAGCCAUGAAAGCAGGAGCUAAGGCUCGAGCCUCCUCUUCUGUUCUUCGUCCUGUAGGGUCUAAACCCAAUCAAUACGACCCCGAUCAUUUAUCCAGCAGCAAUGUGAGCAUAAAAAGCAGCCCGAAUAGUACCCACCACCGGUUUCAUGACUCGAAAAGCUCGUAUCCGCCUAGUCGAGCUAGUCGUGAUGAUACUGAAACUUGUGCUCAUAGUGUCGUUAGUAAUUUGAGUAGCCCGGUUCCCGCGCAGGAUCAUUUUAACCCGAUAUACCAGUCAUCCGGGAACCAGUCUCCUUGGUCUAACGAGCCCGCACCCGUGCCGGUUCCUGUACCUGCACCUGCACCCGCACCCGCACCAGCACCGCCACCGGUUAGGUUACCACAGGUUCCUAGGAGAAACAUGGCUGGCAACGAGGGUACGCGAUCGUCAUCUGUGUAUUGGGAUCAAGAAGCGGGCCGGUUUGUGUCUGCUGCUACGGUGAAGACGGGGGGUGGUGGGUCUACCUCACAGGGUUCGGGCACUGAGCUUACGUACACGGGUCAAUCGAUUUUCUUUGGUGGGCCUCUUGUGGGUCCUAGCAGUGGUGGUGGUGGUCCACAGAGGGAAACGACGACGAAUGCUGCGAUAAGCACCAACACGUCGAGUUAUUAUCAGCAGGGUCGAUCGCAGCGGGGUGGGCAGCUUCCGGUGUUUGUUCCAAGUGAAUCUUCGCAGCAAAGAUUACAUAGAGAUGUCUAACGUUGUAACUCUCUUUGGAUUUGUUUUGUUAUUUUGUAGAGUUUUUCUAAUUGUUUUGACUUUUGACUCGGUUUUCAAAAUUUGACUUGAUUUCCAAAUAUGGUGUAUUUAUGUGUUUGGAUGUGCGACUACACUAAUUAUUUAUCAUUUAAAAGAGCAAUCGUUAUUUGAAAGGAAA